AUGGGUAAAAAUCAUUCCAAAGAAAAGUUCAGUCAAUGGGACUUAGACCGUUUCAGUAACAUAACUAAAAUUCCUCGAGAUAAAGUUGCGGCGCUUUACCAGGAAUUCGUCGCAUCUUCGGGCAAAGAUAAUCGAAUGGAUAAGAAAGAAUUUCGUCGUCUGUACAAAGAGCUAUAUAUAAGUCGUCAACCGACAGGAACUCAAGAUGGUCCGUCAGCGCCCGCGAUGUGGAGUGAUCAUGAUUUGAAUAAAAUGGCUGAUCAUGUAUUCAAAGCUUUCGACCGAGGUUCUGGAAAAUUAUCCUUCGAAGAUUUUGUUAAUGCUUAUCUGUUACUGGAUAACAGUCCAGGUAUUGCGUCGACAGGUGUUUCACCUCAGGAACGAUUCGCUUAUAUUUUGGAAAAUAACUAUCCAGAAUCAAGUGAGAUUUCGCGUGAACAAGGUGAAGACAUGUUCAAUAAACUCAAUGUAUGCUAUACUGGUGAUUCCGAGCUAUCAGGUGAUGGUAAAACAUGGGAACACCAUUGGACUCAGAUCAACGACGGCAAUAAUACUGUCACACAAGAGAAAUUUGUCCAAUAUUUCACUCUUUCGGAUGCAUUCUCACCAAAACUACGACCAACUACAGCAUAG
Messenger RNA from Adineta ricciae, 633 nucleotides. Lineage: Eukaryota; Metazoa; Rotifera; Eurotatoria; Adinetida; Adinetidae. The record is from the annotation of a GenBank genome assembly.